AACCUGAAAUCCUCGCAAAGACCAUAGAGGAACUUGACAUGGUGGUUGGCAAAGAUAGGCUUGUGUAAGAAUCUGAUAUCCCCAACCUUAAUUACGUCAAAGCCUGCGCAAGAGAGGCCUUUAGGCUCCAUCCCGUUGCACGCUUCAAUGUCCCUCAUGUGGCUAUGGAAGACACAGUUAUUGGUGAUUACUUUAUUCCAAAGGGUAGCUGGGCCAUUCUUAGCCCCAACGGGCUUGGCAGGAACCCAAAGACACGGCCUGAUCCACUCAAGUACGACGCGGAAAGGCAUUUGAUUGAGGGAGAGGUGAUGCUAACUGAGCAUGACUUAAGGUUCGUAACUUUCAGCACUGGAAGGCGUGGAUGCGUAGCAGCUUUGCUUGGAAGUGCCAUGAUUACGAUGUUGCUAGCCAGAAUGCUUCAGUGCUUUACUUGGACUCCACCAGCGAAUGUUACCAAGAUUGAUCUCACUGAGACCCUCGAUGAGCUUACUCCUACUACACCCAUCUCUGCAUUUGCUACACCCCGUUUGGCUACUCAUCUCUACCCUACUUCACCUUGAAAGAGAGGGAUGAAUCUGAGUUCUUAGA
Molecule: messenger RNA, 588 nt
Organism: Hevea brasiliensis (rubber tree)
Lineage: Eukaryota; Viridiplantae; Streptophyta; Magnoliopsida; Malpighiales; Euphorbiaceae
Product: valine N-monooxygenase 1-like
Exons: 1
Coding region: 165-560 (131 amino acids)
Molecular function (GO): heme binding; monooxygenase activity; iron ion binding
Source: RefSeq, a predicted model, not a curated record